Molecule: messenger RNA, 2079 nt
Organism: Saccostrea echinata
Lineage: Eukaryota; Metazoa; Mollusca; Bivalvia; Ostreida; Ostreidae
Product: clumping factor A-like
Exons: 4
Coding region: 1-2079 (692 amino acids)
Source: RefSeq, a predicted model, not a curated record
AUGGGGAUGGGUCGACAACACACUGAUCAAACUACAGACAACGUCAUAAAGCAGGGUAUUGAAUGGAACCCACAGGGAAAGAGGAGGGUUGGGAGACCCAGGCAAACCUGGAGAAGAUCUAUAGAAGCAGAGGUAAUAGAGACAGGAUUUACCUGGGCCCAGUUGAAGAUUGUAGCCCUAAAACAGAGUCCACUGGAGAGGAAUGGUUGCGGCGGCCCCUAUGCUCCCGCUGGAGUAAACAGGAAGGAAAAAGAAAUUAUCAUCAUGAACUGUGUUAAGUGCAGUAAUCCACUUCAGGACAAAGACAACUUUUGUCCCGAGUGUGGACAGAAAGUGUUGAAAGAUACUACAGCUGGGGCAAUCCCUUGCCCCAGUACCAUUCAGGAUGAGGUCAGGACCCCUGAACCAUGUGGUGAGGAAAUCAAGGAAGGAAAGAAAUUUUGCAAUCAAUGCGGAUGGAAGAUAAAUCCUGCUUGUUUCCUACCCAGCGCAAAAAUGUGCAGUGGAAUGCUGCAGAAUGGUGCGCCUUGUGACAACAUUGUGACACCCAACGUUAUGUUCUGCUCAAAAUGUGGCACACCUCCUGACUUUGGAUCAUCAAAAACUGAGGAUAUCAACAGCAAUACCAAUAAUUCAAAUUCAUAUCCAGCUGUAGUUCAGGAACAGCUUAAAUUGGAUUCAGCACAAAAAAGUGAAGCCUCCACAAAUGAAUACAGUCAGUUGAUGAAGUUUUGUACUGUGGUAAAUGAAAAUGAAAACUCCUUAGAUUCAAAUGGAAAUUCAGUUGCCAUUUGUAGUGUGGUUGCAGACAUGAAGAACCUUUCUUGUAAGGAUGCAGAUAAAAGCAAUGAAAGCAAUGGUGUUAGAUCCAUAAAAACAGAUAAAGGUCAUGAUGAAAGGGAAAAGAAUAUCCAAGGUGUGUUUGGAGCACCACAAAGUGGAAGUACAGGGCACCUGGAUUCAACUAAACCUAGCAGCCAAAAUAAACAAUUAAACAUAGAGGAGAAAAGCAGAAAAGAUUUCGGAGACCCAAAAGAAACUUCAUUGUUAAAUGACCCUCUUAACUUACAGCAAUUUGGACAAGGCAGAGUUGAAACAACUCUUAGUUCUAAACAACCAGGUCUAAAUAGCCCAGUACAAUCCUCAUCAUCCGCAGCACAAGGAGUGCAGCAACAAGUGGAUAAAACCAAGUCUUCUCAGUCAGGAGAUAAAGCUACUACAGAAAAUGAUGUUGAAAAAUCCUCUGAUAUUUGGGUUCCACCAAAUGGAAAGCAAGAAAUUAUUUCAACAACUGAAUAUACAACCACUGCAAGUGCACAGAUUGAAAACAAAAAAGAUAAAAAGGAAGGAAAUGCUUCAGAAGAGAACCUUGAACAAAAAGUUUCUCAGGGGGAACAGAAAUCUGAGCAUAAGGACAAAGAUAGGCAAGCAACUGAAGAAGACUUAGAAGAAUCAGACAGUGAUUCUGACAGCAAGAGUGAAGAAGACUCAGACAAGGACAAAGGCAGUGAAAGCGUUAAAGAGGGAACCAAGUCAAAGAAAAGACGAAAGCAAAGAAAGAAAGGAAAAGAAAAGUACUUGCAAAAGCAGGAAAGAAGAGAAAAAAAUAGAGCAAACAAAGCAGUGUUGAAUAAAGAUGCUGCUGUUACUUCAAAUGAACUUACAACUACUUCAGCAAAGAAUACAGAAACAAAAAAGAGUGACAAAAAUUAUUCAACACCUAAUGUGGCAACAUCAAACUCAACAUCAAAGAAUGUAUCCUACACAUCUUUUACCUACCAGGGUGAUGGUGCUACAUCCAAAACACCUUAUAGAGAGAUUCCUGUGCAUUAUGUCCAAACCCAGCAACAAAGCAAUGGCUCUAAUGAUGGCAAAUCAAGCAACAGAUCUAGUGAUGGCAAAACAAGGAGUGGAUCUAGUGAUGGCAAACCACGCAAUGAAUCUGAUGAUGGCAGUAGUGUAGACCCAAAACUACUGCAAGGAAACAAAGCUACUGGAAAGGAUGAAAAUUUGACAAGCACAAAUAGUGGACAAAAGACUUUUGCCUCUGUUGUCUCAGAAAGGUAUGCUCUAGUUUGA